Molecule: messenger RNA, 450 nt
Organism: Rhagoletis pomonella (apple maggot)
Lineage: Eukaryota; Metazoa; Arthropoda; Insecta; Diptera; Tephritidae
Product: RRP12-like protein
Exons: 3
Coding region: 165-449 (94 amino acids)
Source: RefSeq, a predicted model, not a curated record
AUUUCAGGCAGCAGCCACACCCACAAAGGCCUACGAAUCGACACAUCCUGGAACAAAACCUUCCUAGUUUUUUUGGUACUUUAAUUCCUGAAAGUUUGAACAAAAUUAAAUGAAGAUCAUAAAUUCACAGCUGAUGAGCUAAUUAAAUUUGUGCAUGGAAGCAAAUGCGUCUUGAAAAAAGAAAGCAAUUGAACGAAAAAGAUAAGACCAAUGAUGACGAUACAGAGGAUGAAUUCGUCACUGGGCUGGAAUACAAGAGCACAACCUCCGAUUCUGAUUUGCCAGAAGAUUUGCCUGCAGAUAAUGCCGAGCAUAAUAAAGCUGAGAGCGACAGCACUUUUGUACGUGAAUACCCAGAGGAUAUUGUAUUAAUAAGAUUAUCCUUGAAACCUCGUCUGGAUUUCCCAAAUCUCCCGGUUCGUAUCGCUGGACUCUUAAAUAAACGCUAAC